AUGGAGCCGCAGCAUCCCCAUCCAUCUCGCCCUCAUUAUCCUCACCUACUUAACCUGCACCCCGCCACAUCCGUCUCUUCCCCCUCCUCUCCUCAGCCCACCCUGAACCGAACCGGCGGCAACACGCCCGUAUCCUCGCCCGGUGUAUACCGCCUGGCCAACUGUUCCACUCCUCCGAUCAUGGCCUCGUCAAUGGCCGCGCUGUCGGAGAGCGCUCCCCCUACUCCUGCCCGUCCCUACAUUGACCCGUCUUAUACUUUCCCACUAAAGCCAGUGCGAGAGACACAUACAGCCUACGUCGAGCGUGACUUUGCCACUGGCCGGAAGACAAUCAAUGAGUACCAGGUCAUCGAAGAGAUUGGCCGCGGCCAACACGGCAAGGUCAAGUUGGCCAGCGACAGCUCCAACAAUCACAUGGUAGCCAUCAAAAUCAUUCCUCGUCUCUCCAAGACCCGGCGUCUCGGCAAGGUCUCUGCUGCCGACCCCCAGCAGAACACGAAACGCGAGAUUGCCAUUUUGAAGAAGAUUCGGCACGAGAACGUCGUCGCUCUCCUAGAGGUCAUCGACGACCCAGAACUACAAAAAAUCUACAUGGUCCUCGAACACGUCGAGCGCGGAGAGAUUGUCUGGAGGAAAAAGGGCUUGCCCAACAUCUGCUACUUUGAGCGCUACCGCAUCGAGAAGGGAAUGCAUGGCCAAGUGCUGCCUCCCGGCGAGCAUACCUGGUCUGACGUGGUUGACCGAAAAGCGACGCUUCGAGCACUCCGAGAGGCAAGCGCCAAGAACCUCCCGGCUCCGGUGAAUCGGUGGACCACGCAGUUCGGUGUCACCGUCAAUGAUGACGACGACGGACAGCUGCCCUGGUGGUUCGUUGCUGAUACCAGCGCUGAGCUCGACCCUCCUCCCUUGGCCUCUCCGGCCACGUCUCGAGACACUUCCCGCGGGCCGUCACGCGUGGCCUCAUCCACAUCGGUGAUGAGUGUUCCCACGCCUGCGUCGUACGACUCCGAGCCGUCGCCACUGUCGAUGAUGGUACAGGACGGCGAUUCGGGGGCAGCGACGCCAAGUCUGUUACACCCCAACCAUGCGGCAGCCUCUGCGCUGGAAGGAAGCAUGUAUGGGCCCUACACCGAUGACUCUGCCGGUAUCCGCCGGCGGUCGCCCAGCAUGGCCGAGUCGAUCUUCUCUCACAUGUCCAGCCUUGAUUUUAACGCUGUUGUGCAUGACCCAUACGCCGACGACUUUUCUUACGUGCCCUGCUUUAGCAUCGAGCAGGCACGGUCCACCUUUCGUGAUACCGUACUGGGACUCGAGUAUCUGCAUUACCAUGGAGUCGUCCAUCGAGACAUCAAGCCUGCGAAUCUGCUUUGGACGAAAAAAUUCCGCGUGAAGAUUUCCGACUUUGGUGUGUCAUACUUUGGACGGCCUAUUCGAGACGGAGAGCAAGACGUCUCCGUGUCAGAGGCUGAGGCUCUCAACUUCGACGAUGACCGCGAGCUUUCGAAGACUGUCGGCACCCCGGCUUUCUUUGCGCCUGAACUGUGCUACACCGAUCUCGACCAAGAGCCACCUAGAGUGUCAGAGCAGAUAGAUGUCUGGUCGCUCGGUGUAACGCUGUACUGCCUCAUCUUUGCCCGCAUCCCGUUCCUGGCGGAAGACGAGUUCUCCAUGUUCCGAAAGAUCGCUACAGAAGAGCCUUUUAUCCCAACCAGCCGGCUGAGGCCGGUGGGAAUCUUCACUGAUCCGACCGGAUCGUCGCUAUACCAGAGGACAAACACGCUUCCGUACCGAAACGAUGCCGCCCCGGAAUACGAAGAACUCAGCGAGUCGCUCCUGGACCUAUUGAGGAAGAUGCUGAUCAAAAACCCAGACCAGAGGAUUCGGCUUCGUGACGUGAAGCGCCACAGAUGGGUCACCGAAGAUAUUGACAAUGUUGAUGCCUGGCUCGAGACUACGGACCCGGCCAGAAGCCAGGAGCGGAGUAUCCAGGUUGACGACGCAGAAAUCGGCGAAGCCGUCGUCCCUCUCAGUUUGCUUCAGCGCGCCACCUCCGCAGUGAAACGUGUUUAUGGCAAGGUCAUCCACAGCCGAUCCGAACGCGACGAUAGCAUAGCGAUGACUUCACGGCGCCGGGCGAACAGCUCGGUUGCCAGCUCCAUCGGCGAAGCGCCUGUGUCACCGCUCCCCAUCUUUGGCGGUACUGCGACAGGUAGCAGCACUGUUCUCGGCCAUAGCCACAGUCAUGGCCACGGUCACGGUCACGGCCACAGUCUUGGUCACAGCCAUAGCCAUAGUCACAGCCGCAGCCACAGCCACCAUUUCCACCUCCACUCGGGCGGUCAUACACGAGACGAACGCCGGCCAAGUUUGCGUGGUGACGACUACCUUGCCACGGUCACCCAGAUGCCAAGCGAGCACCCGUUGUCCCAUAGCGUCACUGCCAGCCCGUACGGUUCGCCAGGCGAGAUUACCCCGAGUUCCGAGUCUGCACAGCGGCUGAUGUCUGCAGAGGCGCCAACGACGACUGUCCGACCAGAGACACCAGGUCUGCAACAUUCCGACUCUUUUGUCGACGGAGCCGUCGAUGACUCGUCCUCCAGCAGCUCCCCGUUGUCGAUGGUGCGCCAUACGCACUCACGGUCCAUCACCAAUGCAAUCCUGAGCCGCGACUCGAUCUUGCGGGAGAUUUUUAGUAGUCAUGCGACACCCUCUCCUGCCGACGCUAGCGCGGGCUCGAGCGUUGCGCCUAGUGUUGCCACAGUUGUUCGGCGAGCGAGAGAGGUUCGCUCGGCUACUGAUGUCGGUUUCCGGGCCCGAUCUGUUGACCGCGCUGGCAUCGUCUUCUCGAACUCGGACCAACGAGCCAGUCCCGUGGUUGGGCUGAACACAGAAGUUGCGCCAGGAAGCCUUCAGCGGCUCGAUACGACCAAGCUUGCACUUCCUUCGGCAUCUGGGUCUCCUCUGCCAUCUCCCCAAUUUUUCUCCCCAGGCGCCAUCGCCGCGUACUAUCAAAGCGACUCUGAGUCCAAUGUUCAGGCUGGCCGGCUUGCACAUGCCACUCCAGGCGAGAGGCCCGCAACAGCUCAUCGGGUUCAGGUCGUUUCGGGAAUACUACCUGAUAGGGCCACCCGCAGUGCAUCGAACAGUGUGUCUGUGGUCCAACAGCCCAGCAAUGCCAGUGCCGCACCUGUCACGCCUGCCACACCUGUCACGCCUGCCACACCUGUCACACCUGUCAAAAAAGUGACACCUGUCUCGCAAGAGCCUCUGACACAAUUGAAGCAAACUGGAGCUAUUGCAUCACCAUCACCAAAACGAUUUGCCUCUGAUUGGGAGGAGGCGAAGGAUGCGAUUGGCGACGGCAGCACACUCGAAUACGAGAGCAAUACGGUGGCUUCGUCCAGCUGUGCAUCUAUUGGGGCGCUGAGCCACACCAGUCCUUUCACAAGCCCAGGCGAUGCAAUGGGCCCGUCAUCGUCGACGAGCAUGCUGGAACCAGGUAAAGAUUGUCCCAAUCACAUGCUGGCGUUCCAGUCUGAUCCGUCACUCCCUGCGCUCCUGAGCGGAGCCAGCUCUGUGUCAGCUGAUAUGGAAGGUGACUUUUUGGGCGAUCCUGGGGUUGUCAAUAGGCAGUCUUUGAUUGAUGCCGACCCAUUCACACCGCCGGCGCUGGAGAAGACGGGGGCGAUGUACGGCUCGGAACACAUUCCGGUGGCAGGAUUGAAAGAUCAGCAAGAAUGGGGCAGCGGAGGUGCGAUACCGGUGGAGCUCGACCCCCACACGGCAAGAAGCACGCCGGCGGCGCCUCGUUCUAGGUCGCGACGAGUCAGUGUGGAUGACGAAGAUCAGGACAGCGAUAGCGACGGUGGCCUGACGAUGGCCAAGCCACGAAGGAGGGGACUCACGACGUCCCGAGAACAAGCGCCUUCCACGUUUGCACAUGGCGGACGAGUGCAGCUGGCGCGGCGCCGAGACACAAACACCAGCAUCGAGAGCACAGAGACGGCGAAGAAGGUGCCUGUGCAUUACGACUAG
Grosmannia clavigera kw1407 is the source of this 4035-nucleotide messenger RNA. Its product is annotated as serine/threonine-protein kinase. Gene Ontology annotation, biological process: protein phosphorylation; intracellular signal transduction. Gene Ontology annotation, molecular function: ATP binding; protein serine/threonine kinase activity. The coding region runs from base 1 to 4035 and encodes 1344 amino acids. The transcript has 2 exons. Gene Ontology annotation, cellular component: cytoplasm. The record is from RefSeq and is a predicted model, not a curated record. Lineage: Eukaryota; Fungi; Ascomycota; Sordariomycetes; Ophiostomatales; Ophiostomataceae.